GCCUCGCUGCUGCCGUAUUAACCUAAAGGGAGGGAGGGAGACGAUGACAGGAGAAUACAGUUGUCCUCGUCAAGUGGCGUUGAUUGCCGAGGGGACGACAGGAGAGCUGAAAUCUCCCACGAUUUAAAGCGCUCCGACUGGUCUUGAACUACACGCCCCGCAUUCAGGAGCCACGAAGAAGAAGAAGAAGAAAAAGGAGCCGCGGAGAGACGCGGCAUCGUUAGCUGCUGUAUCCGCAACCGAGAGGAGGGAUGCGAGGACUUGAAAGGACAUAAAUACGUUUUCCUUCCUUUUUUUCACCCCCACCUCUCCCCCGUCAGGAUGGGUUCAGUGCUCAGUUAGCAAAAGACGGAGUUGAAUUCGAAUUUAUUUGGGUUAGCGUGAAAAUGAGGAUAAAAUGCAGAUAGGGCGUUUUAAAGUCCACCUCUCAGCCGCGGACACUCGGGUAACGUUAGCAACCUUUUUUUAACACUAGACCUGGCAGGUCCGCCCGGGUCGUUCACGUGAGUUUAGCCGAGUCCGCUUUUCUUCGAUUUUUUUUUUUUUUCAAACAAGCUCUUGAUAUCGGAUGAAAAUCUUGUCUAUGUCAUCCAUCCCGGUGUUGUUAGGGGCCUCUGCUGGCAAACUGCGUCACCGAGUGGGCGCUGCAGGUAUUCAUCUCUAAAAAAAAAAAAAAAAAAAAAAAAUCUGCAUGUUGGGAAGUCUAGCCAUGGCACGAAUGACCUGGAAACCAAAGUGACUGAACUCGUAACUCGCCAUGGAGCCGGAGGCCAAUUCAAACUCCGAGCCCCACCAGGAACUGAAAUACCCAUCUGUACCCAACUCUCAUCGCGAACUGGCCGUGAAUAUGUAUGAGGCCAUGGCUGAUGGGAAUGUCAAUCUUGUGGACUCAGUAGUGAGAGGUGGGAGUGACCCCAGUGCAUAUCCUUCCUGCAGUUAUCAGAGGAAUGUGCAUCAGAGAUUCAUCAGGAGAAGCCUUUGGUUCUCGGACACAGAUGAGCAGCCCUAUGAACCACCAGAGUGCGAUAACAGGAGUAAGAUCCUUAACAUAAACCUGCGAACAAUAGUGGACAGGACGCGGGGGACCAGUUGCGGGAUACAGGAAGGUUCGAGCACUGAAAGUCAAGGUGGGCAGAAAGACAGUGCAACUGAGAGUGCCAGUGCCGAUGAGGAGAAGGAGAAAGGUGGGAAUGCAUUAAAUCUCACAUGCACUGAUGCUGGGAAAGCUGCUAUCAAGGCUGCCAGCGAGGAGAACGAGGAGGAGGCAGAGAUGAAAGCGGUCUCCACAUCUCCAGGAGGAAGAUUCCUCAAAUUUGACAUCGAGCUGGGGAGAGGUUCCUUCAAGACGGUCUACAAAGGCCUGGAUACUGAGACCUGGGUGGAAGUUGCUUGGUGUGAGCUGCAGGAUCGUAAGCUGUCAAAAGUGGAACGUCAGCGAUUUAAGGAGGAGGCAGAGAUGUUGAAGGGUCUUCAACAUCCCAACAUUGUCCGUUUCUAUGACUUUUGGGAGUCGCCCCUGAAAGGGAAGAAGUGCAUUGUUUUAGUCACAGAGCUCAUGACGUCAGGAACACUAAAAACCUAUCUCAAGCGUUUCAAAGUAAUGAAGCCCAAGGUGCUGAGGAGCUGGUGCAGACAGAUCCUGAAAGGCCUUCACUUUCUCCACACCAGGACUCCUCCCAUCAUACAUAGGGACCUCAAAUGCGAUAACAUCUUUAUCACUGGACCUACAGGCUCGGUCAAGAUAGGGGAUUUAGGACUGGCAACACUCAAGGCUGCAUCCUUCGCUAAGAGUGUCAUAGGCACCCCAGAGUUCAUGGCUCCAGAAAUGUAUGAAGAACACUAUGACGAGGCUGUGGAUGUCUACGCCUUUGGCAUGUGCAUGCUAGAGAUGGCCACCUCAGAGUACCCCUACUCUGAGUGUCAGAACGCCGCUCAGAUAUACCGCAAAGUCACUAGUGGAGUGAAGCCAGCCAGCUACAACAAGGUCAUGGAUCCUGAAAUCAAGGAGAUUAUUGGGGAGUGUAUCUGCCAAAAGAAAGAGGAGCGGUACAGCAUCAAGGACCUAUUAAACCAUGCCUUCUUUGCUGAGGACACUGGUGUAAGAGUGGAGCUAGCUGAGGAGGAUGACGGGAAAAAGGCCUCAAUAGCUCUGAAACUCUGGGUGGAAGACCAUAAGAAGUUAAAAGGGAAGUACAAGGAGAGUGGAGCCAUCGAGUUCACAUUUGACCUGGAAAAGGAGGUCCCUGAGGUUGUGGCGCAAGAGAUGGUGGAGUCUGGCUUCUUCCACGAGAGUGAUGCUAAGACUGUGGGAAAGUCGAUCAGGGACCGCGUGGCACUGAUCAAAUGGAGAAGGGAGAGAACAGUGUCUGCUGCAGCUGCAAUGGAUCAAGGUGAAGGGGGGCACAGGGUCCAGAUGACACCAUCUCAGAGCAUCUCUGCUGGGGCUCCACAUGUAGGACAGCCUUUGCUGGAACCAGACGAUCCAGAGGCAGACCAGCAUAACAGGCUGAGAAACCUUCCAGCCAGUGCCACCUCAGUGACAUCAGACAGCACACUUGACAGUGGCAUGGGCUCCACUGUGUACUCAGACUCCCACAGCAGCCAGCAGAGUGUCCUCUACCAGUCCCUGCUGGAGCCUAUUACUAUGGCAACACAGCAGGCCACUUCAGCAGGUCACCAGAAUCAACAGUCUAUCCAGGGCCUGCCCUCUUCCAGCACACCAGUGCAUGCACCACUGCAGUACCUCCAGCCUGGACACAGCUACCCUGCUGCUCCAUAUGCUGGCCAACACAGUGCUGCAACACCAGCUCCAGCCAGUCUAUGUUCAGUAAACAUCCAGCAUACAGCCAGUGCUGCUAGCUAUACACCUCCAAAUGUGCAACACACCCAAAAUGCAGCAAGUAUUUCAACAUCAACUGUGCCACAACAUGUUGCACAGAGCUACCAAGCACCAGGCCCACACCAACAGGCUCACUCUGCUUCAGGAUAUCCUGCACCAGUCCAGCAACAGACUGCAGCGGCAGCAACCACCUUGUCAGCACAGCAGCCAGCACAAAGCUACCCUCUUGCAUCUGUAGCCCCAACUUUGGCAGCCACAGCCCAGUGUCAUCCUGCACAAGCUCCCAGCGCACUGCAACAUCUCCAAACUGCAGUCAUUCUGCCAAGUCAGCAGCCUGGUCAGAGCUCCUCCACACCAGCACUUUAUAAACAACAGAUACCUAUUCAGCAAGAGCACCAACAGCCCUUACUGCAAAAUACUCAGUCCAGUAUACAACUAACACAACAUGCUGGACAGGCUUAUAUUCAGCCUCAGCUCCAGCGUAGCCAAGAAACUCUGCAUAGCAUACACCAACAAAUGGCACAACAGCCAACCCAGCAUUCUCAAAGUGUUCAGUCUUCUGUUCAGCAACAAGUACAUACCCCAACUCUACAGAAGCACAGUCAGAAAUCCAUGCAGACAACAGUUCAACAACAGAGCCAUGACGUGUCCCAGUCUACAGUCCAACAGGUUCAGAGCCACGCUGCUCAACCUCAUGCUACAGUAGCCCCAGUUGUGCAAGUUGCAGCCACACAUCAGAGUUACCCUGCUGCAGGUCUACCUGAUGCCACCUCGCAGUGCUAUGCACAUUCUGCCCUAAAUGUGCUGCAGCAACAGACUGCUCCAGCCCAGAGCCAGUACCUGCCUGCACAGGCUACUGCUGCUUCACAGGCAUAUGGCAGAGCUAACCAGGUGGUGACUCCUCAGAGCCUCCCAGCCUCUUCCCAGCAUAGCCAGGCUUCACAUCUUACCCAACAGUUUCAACCCUAUCUUUGCAACGCUGCUUUCCUGAAUCAGAAUGUUCCUGCUGGUCAAAACAUUUCACAGCUUGGCCAAGAUGGACAAGGCCAUGGGCAGAAUCUCAGCCAAUCAGCUUCUGGUGUGCCAGCUCAGGCACUUCCCCCUCAACAGUCAAUUGCUCAGCAUGCUGUCCACCAACAACUCCAGCCUCUGCAGAUUUCAAACUCUCUACCUCCAACCCACCCAUCCCAGUUUCCUUCACAGUAUCCCACAGUCCAGGUGAUGGCAGCUGUGACUGACACUGAAUCCUCCUACCCUCACUCCUGUACUGCCCCUCACCCUUCAGCUUCCUCUUCCCUUAACCACCUCUACCUUUGUCCUGGACAGAACCUCCCAGUAACCCCUUCUGUUUCUCCCCUUUCUCCUCUACACACUGAAAACAUUAUGGUUUCACCAAUUCCAGUGUCCUUGAUACCUUCCCCCUCACAUAUGCUGGGCAAGGUGGGGCCCACAUCCCCACAGCAUCAACCCACCACUGCUUUGCAGCAGAGUGUAAGAUCUGAUGCUUCCAAUUUGCAACCUGCCUUCAUAUCUGCACCAACCACCCACCCCAUACACACACACAUUGCCCCAUCCCAGAGCACACACCCACCCAAAAAUGGCAGCACUCAGCCUCUGAUACAGCAGAUUCCCCAGCAGGCCCAGGUCAGCCGUCCUGAGCUUGAAGUCUUCUCCUCAGCUUUGCAGAAUGGGUCAGACCAGGGCACAGCUACUACUGCUGCCCAGCUGGACAACAAGAACCCAUGCCAGCUGCCCCUGCAGGCCCAGUCUCAGAAUCAGGUUCAGAGCCAGAUUUCUGUGCUGCAGCCCUCUGACUCUCAGAGAGCAUCUUCUGGGUCUGCCAGUUCCUGUCUGACUCAGCAGAAGCAGCUCAGUACUGUCACAGGAGCUUCAGGUCAGGGUCCAACAGAGACCAACACAGAGGAUCAAGCUGCAGAGAAACAAACUGGAGGACAAAGCUAUGACAGCGUCAACUCUGAUGCCACGUCAGGGAAGGAGAUGAGUGAUGGUUAUGAGGGGACACAUGGAGGCAAAGGCGAUGGGAAGGUCCGCAAACACCACCGCAGAUCUACACGGACUCGUUCUCGGCAAGAGAAGAUUAGCAGGCCAAAGCUCAACAUGCUCAAUGUGUGUAACACUGGCGAUAAGAUGGUCGAGUGCCAGCUGGAAACCCAUAACCAUAAAAUGGUCACGUUCAAGUUUGACCUGGAUGGCGAUGCCCCUGAGGAGAUUGCUACAUACAUGGUGGAGAAUGAUUUCAUCCUGCCUUUAGAAAAAGAAGUGUUCAUUGAGCAGCUUAAGGACAUUGUGGACAAGGCUGAGGACAUGUUGAGUGAGGACACGGAGGGCGAGAGGAACUCUGACCAGGGAGGCAGUCCCAAACAGAGUGACGGAGCUGGCACACUGGGAUCAGAGGGAUUCAAGGCUUCCACACCCAGCACCCCACAACUGGUGUACCAGCAAAAUGUCCUCCACACUGGCAAGCGCUGGUUUAUCAUCUGCCCUGUGGCUGAGACGCCUAUGUUAGACAAAGAGAAGACUACAUCUGACACCUCUACGGUCCAUGAAUCUGAAAAGUCUGCCUCAUCAUCAGUCAGGCUCAACAGCAACACAACUGCAGUGACUACCCCAAUUACACCUUUAUCCUCCCAAAGUGCGUCCUCCUCUCUGCCCCCUGCAGCUCAGACCUCAUUGCAAACUCAAGACCAAAACAUUGACAAAACCCGUAUCCAACAGCCUCAGUCGUGUGUAUCUAAACAUGCCCUUGCUGCUGCAAGUGCCAACCAUCCCAACACUCAUCCCGUGGAGGAGCCUUGCAUCUCUGCUGUGUCUUUGGUCACAGACAUGCCAUGCUGCCCUAUUGUGCCACCUGUCUCUCUGGAUGUAAAUGCUGCUGAUAAAGGAGCAGCUGGUGGUUUGAACUCCUCUAAAACUAAUCAGCCUAAUCAGAAGUCCAGUCCUACUGGAGAACUACCGCCCCAGCUGGCCUCCCAUCAGUCUGUAGUUCUCCAGCAACCCUAUGCCACCCCCAUGCAGCCUGGUACAGUCACUUCCCAGCCCCAGAGCCCAGCACAUCAGCCCUCUCAGAGCUCCCAGUCGUCAGGCCACCAGCAGCCAGCCAGUGGGGCUCCAGGAGAGUCGGAUGGUGAGGGACCACGCAGGGUGGAGUUUGUUGACCGCACCAUCAAGACUUUAGAUGAGAAGCUGAGAAACCUGUUGUACCAGGAGCAUGCUCCCUCCCAGCCCUCCAGCACUGCGUCUGACCCCCCGGCCUCCGGUACAGAGGGAGUCAGCUCACCUCCAGUCUCAGACUGCCAGAGCACUGAAGGAGCGCUAACAAAGAAGAAAGGGGAGCCCCUGCCGCAGAUUCCUGAGCGCACAGAUAGUGUGGGUGCACUAAGUGACUCUGCAGUGGCAGCCACUAACAAGGUUGUGAACAGACAGGAUGUCACCACCAGCUCCAAAAGCCGUUUUCAAAUUAUCCCCACUCCACCGGAUGUCAUUUGUCGUUCAGAAAAGAGCCAGACGAGCCUCAGCACCUAUAGUUCCCCAGCACCCUCUAGUGGUUCUGGAGGGUCUUACAGCCAGAGUCAGGGCAAAGGGAGCAAAGAAAAGGGCAAUGUCCCUGUGGGGAAGUCCUCUUUGGCAUCUGCAGCUGUUAAUGAGAAUGUACGAGCAUCCAAACCCCACAUUAGUAACCGUUUCUCUGCCCCACCAAACUUCUACCAGGCCACCCCUACCUCCAGCCCUGAUCUCACCCCACACCACAUCCCUCGUGCCCAGACCAUUGACACUCCGACCCAUCAACAACAACACAACUCCUCUCACCUCUACUCUGACUCGGCAGAUGAGGACAGCAGCAGUAUAGCCCUUCCUCCGGCCCACCCCACUCCCCCACCUCAUACCCUGUCUGAGCACAGUGGAAGUGACCUUGUGAAGAGGGCAGUGGCCUUCCUGCGGCGUUCUGGUCGGAGCAAAAGUGAGCAGAGCUCUGAAUCACCAAGCAGACAGCCUCUGGCAAUGAACGGCCAUGCCUCUGCAGGACAUGCCCAUUCAUCCUACAUCAGCAGUGACAAUGACUCCGAGUUUGAGGAUGCAGAUAUGAGGAAAGAGCUACAGAAACUGAGAGAAAAACACAUGAAAGAGAUCUCUGAGCUGCAGGCGUUCCAGAGGAAUGAGAUUGAGCGUCUAUACAAAGAGCUGGGCAAAACACUGCCCCCCAAUGUUGGCCUGCUUCAUGCUGCACCUCCAAGUGGCCGCAGGCGCAGGGCCAGCAAACACAAGCUGAAGGCUGGAAAACUCCUGAAUCCCAUGGUGCAGCAGCUCAAAAACAAUCUCAACACCUCCACGGAGAGGAAAGGUGAAAGUGCUGCCAGUUCAUCCAGCUCCCCAGCUAAAAGUUCAGUUCUGUCAGAUGGCUCUGCCCACUCUAGUGGCAGCUCCAGCUCUAGCACUCAGCCCAGCACCGGCCAAGAGCAAGUCCACACCCAACAGCCCUGUUCGUUGAAGGGCUCGUUCUCAUCAGACAACAUCUACGCUGGGCUACAUGGUGAUGGAACAGCCAGCCAAGCUGGCCCUGGUCAAGGCUGGACGGUUUACCACCAAACGUCAGAGAGAGUCACCUAUAAAUCUAGUAGCAAACCACGCACUAGAUUCCUCAGUGGACCUGUGUCUCUGUCCAUCUGGUCCACUCUGAAACGACUAUGUCUAGGCAAAGAGCGCAGUAGUAGGUCGUCUCUCAACACCACCACAGCUCAGACGGCUGCCAGUCAGACACCGCCUUCGCUGACCGCGGCCACACCCUCACCGUCUCCCCAGCCACUCAUGAGGCUUGCCCAGGUGCAGACAAACAACAGCAACAACAAGAGAGGCACAUUCACCGACGAUCUUCACAAACUUGUAGAUGACUGGACGAAAGAGACCGUCGCGGCAGCCAAUCAGCCUCGGCCCUCUCUGAACCAAAUCAAACAGCAGAGACGCCAGCAGGACCUGGAAGGGAGAACUCCACCCAUGGGAGCAGCUCCACGUGAGAUGAAAUGCCAUGUUGGUCCGAGCAGGUUCCAGCUGCCUCUUUCCUGCCCCCUGACUGCUGCUUUAGGCCCUGGUUUGCCCACAUCCCUAGCUCCCAACUCCUCAGCAAUGCUCCCUCCUGGGUACCUUAUUCCAGCAGGCUCCUAUGGCGGGAUGGUUCCUGGUCCUCUUUACUCCCAGCAGUGGCCUGGCAUGCCUAGUCCCGUAGGGUCCGUGGGUCCUGUAGGCCUGCUUGGUGCUGCGCGAAUGAUGCCCUAUGCCACAAUGGCAAACGCGGGGAUCAAAGCCUACCCUCUGGUCAUGCAUGACCCAGAGAAUGGCCCCUGUCCGAAAACCACUAGGACUACCUAAUCUGCCAACUAAAAUUUGUUUAGUGUGUGUGAGCAGGAUGGCCCAACUCCACUCUGUUCUGGAUCGCCAGAGCCACACAUGUACAUAUUCUGAUGUUGUAAAUAACAUGAUGCGAGUGUUGAUAGUCUUUAUACAACACCUAUAUCUGUAGUUCAAUGUGUACGUGUGUGUUUGGGUGUGUGUGCGUGAACGUAUGUGUGUAUGCUAUACAGUACAUGUUGCGUAUGUAUGGGAUACCUAAUGCUUUUUGGCUUUGGUCUUGACUAAACUCAGCCAUACAAGACAUUUUGUCUGCGGUCACGAAAAAACAUAUUUCACUUUAUUCUUUAUUAAUGCAGUUUUCACAUCGCCUUUCUCUGUGUUAAAUACACGUUAAACACUACAUUGGAAUCCAAAUACAAGUGGUUUGAGAUACAUGAACAGGACAGUAUUUAUGAUGAAUUGUUUGAAGAAAUGUAGUGCCUUGAUAAUUGAUUUAUAGAUUUUUUUUCUUCUUCUGUGAAACAAAGCAUGUCUGCAUCCAAGUUAUUUUUAUUUAAAGCUUGAGUGCAGUCUCUCUUUUUUUUUAAAUGCAUUACAGACACUUUUGUUUUCGGUUUACAUAUGAAUGCCCUUGUAGUACUGCACUAUUAACACAGUAUAUGCUCUUAUUUAAACAAUAAAAUCAUGUUUUAACCCUUGUUUACUUUCCACCCCUGUGACAGAUGGAAUGCCAUAGUGGUGAGAUGUACCGUUGCCUUGCAGAAAAAAAUGGUUAAUGUACGACUGAUGAGAGAAGGAGGAAAAAAAUAAAACAUUAUGCCAGCAGCCAAAAUCCACUCUUUCAGGUCAAAUGGUUCAGUCGGACACGGCCUCUUUUUAGGGCGAAUGCGUUGGGCAGCACAAGUGGUGUCAGUGUUGUAGCCUUGUGCUCAGAUGAAAGGCGGUGUCCAGAGCCAUAUAUACUGUACAUAGCUCUUUCUACAGUAUGUACCUCUGGUAGUGUUCGGAUCAGAAUGUAGCAAUUCAUAUGUGAAGGCUUGAGGCUUUAAAGUGCAAUUUAACCCCUCCACAAAGCUUUGAUCGUGGCCUUGCCACAAGCCUUAUCUCUGAUGUGUGCAAACAGGAGCAAGCUCAAAAGUUGAAGCUGAACAAAGUUACAAAUCACCAAGCAACAGAUAGACGUUCCCUGGCAAAGUAUAACACAACAAACCACCAGUAAAACCCGAAAGUCACUACUGCUAAAUGUUCUUUCAACUUGGCUUUCCUAUUACUCCGCAUACACUGUAUGUCAAAUGUUUUUGUGCAAUCACCAGUUAAGUCUGACGUUGUCUUUUAAAUUAUUUGAUGUUUAAAGCUUGAUUUUUUUUUUUUAUUCUUUUUUGAUGCUGCUGCUAUCGUCUGAGGUGAUUCCACUGUACAGUUAAACAUUCGAUUCACAUGAGAUGGUACGAGAAAAAAAAACUCCUCAAAUUACACAAACAAGACGCUCACAAAGCAGUGUUAUUGCCUUGUUGAAAUUUUGAUGUUGUGGAUUUAUGAUUUCCCAGGCUGCUUUUGGUGAUAGCCUCUUUUUAUUUUCGUUUCCAGUAAUAUACAUAUAUAUAUAUAUUGCAAAAUUCAAAUGAUACUUGAUGCGGGAGAUUUGCACAACAUAUGGUCUCCUUUAAUUCCAACCUAUGUUAAAGAGUUUCCUACACUGUAUAUAAGUGGGUGUCACCGCCUGUACUUUUAUAUCACUGACAAGCAUGGCCAACGUUUCACGUUCCACAAAGCAAAGAUAAACAAUAGAGCUUCUAUGGUUAGAUAUCUCACAUCUCCACAACACAUUUGAAUGGUUUCAGCACCCCAAUCCUGCCAAGCUGUGAAUUGUACAGUUUUCUUGUAGUUUAUAUUUGUACAUUUUGUUUGUCUGACUGUUUAAGGGGUGUCGGUGGCAGUGGAGGGGUUGCGUUGAUGUAUAUUAUUCCAUCAAUUCGGUUUGAAUUGGACUUUUAUAGGAUAUUAUGCAGAGUCUUCUGCUUUGGUGAAAUACUUCCAGUAGUAAGAGAUUUCUGUUCUCUGUCACUUGUAUCUGUUUUUGUUUCAUUCCACCUCCCCCUUGCUGCUAACACACCGGGAGCAGACGGGGGAGUAACUAAUGUUGGCGCGUUCAUCCGGAUGCAGUGGUGAAGCGGAGGGGCUGGGAUUGCACAGAGGAGGAGCGGUUCAGACCCCUUUUCCUUCUCUGCUUGUCUCACUUCUCUGCAGACAACAUUGCCCCCUGGUGAAUGUGCUCUGACUGUCAAAAAGCUUGUGUUCAAACUGUGGGAUUGCUUCUGCCUGCUGUAUGUCCCACUGCAUUACCCCACCCUACCCUGCUGCACUCUAAUCACAGACUGUAUGUUGAGAGAGAAAUAAAUAUUAUUUUGUGCUUGA
Molecule: messenger RNA, 10618 nt
Organism: Acanthopagrus latus (yellowfin seabream)
Lineage: Eukaryota; Metazoa; Chordata; Actinopteri; Spariformes; Sparidae
Product: serine/threonine-protein kinase WNK2-like
Exons: 30
Coding region: 758-8221 (2487 amino acids)
Biological process (GO): protein phosphorylation; positive regulation of potassium ion import across plasma membrane; monoatomic ion homeostasis
Cellular component (GO): cytosol; cytoplasm
Molecular function (GO): chloride channel inhibitor activity; ATP binding; potassium channel inhibitor activity
Source: RefSeq, a predicted model, not a curated record